Messenger RNA from Penicillium macrosclerotiorum, 1086 nucleotides. RefSeq lists its product as uncharacterized. Lineage: Eukaryota; Fungi; Ascomycota; Eurotiomycetes; Eurotiales; Aspergillaceae. The transcript has a single exon. The coding region runs from base 1 to 1086 and encodes 361 amino acids. The record is from RefSeq and is a predicted model, not a curated record.
AUGCCCUUCUUGGAGAAGACAUGUCCACCACCACUGUGGUCGUCCUUCCCCACCAGCCGCCUAAGUAGCCAUCAGACCCGUGAGUCUGCCCGGGCCAUCACUCCAGGUUGCCCGUCUGCGCCUCCAUCGCCGCCGGCAGCCAUCCCGACCAUCAUCACGCCCACGAUGGGAAACUCUCAGUCCAAACCCCCCCGCCGCCACAGCUCCUUCCUGGGCUCCAUCCGUCGCUCGCUCUCUCGCUCCUCCACCAAAUCGACGAAGUCCUCCAAGUCCUCCAAGCGAGCCUCCGGUAUCAGCCUGUGGGACCCUCCCGCCUACGACUCCCUGCACUGGACAGCCCCCAACACCUCAGACGGCUCCCUCGGCGAGAACGACUCGCGCUACGCCUUUCUGAAGGACUUCGACACGAUUUUCCUUGUCGACGACAGCUCCAGCAUGAGUGGUGCCCGCUGGCGCGAAGCCGAAGCCGCCAUCGCCGCCAUCGCUCCCAUCUGCACCCAGCACGACGCCGACGGCAUCGACAUCUACUUCCUCAAUCACCGGCGGGCUGGUAUGGACACCCAGACCGGCGCCUAUAAAAACGUCACCACCGCCGCCACCGUCCAGAACAUCUUCCGCAGCGUGAUGCCGCGCGGGUCCACCCCCGUCGGCCGCCGCCUCCUCGAGAUCCUGACGCCUUACCUGCGCCGCGUGGAGCGAAUGCAAGCCGCUGCGGAGUAUCCACUGCCGGAUCCGUCCAUGUACGUCAAACCGGUCAACAUCAUCGUCAUCACGGACGGCGAGUUCACAGAUGAUGCCGAGAGUGUGAUCGUGCAGGUGGCGCGGCAGUUGGACGGGCCCCGGUGUGCGGCGCUGCCGUGGCAGGUCGGCAUUCAGCUCUUCCAGAUCGGAGACGACGAAGACGUGCGCCGAUAUCUGCAGGAGCUAGACGAUGAUCUUGGGAAAUGGUGCCAAGACGAGAAAAUGCGGGAUAUCGUCGAUACCGUGCCCUGGCAGGGGAAGUUUGGCGGGGGCUUGGAUGCCGAUGGCAUCUUGAAGUGUGUUCUGGGGGCGGUCAAUAAGAAGUAUGACCGACGACGGAUUUAG